This is a messenger RNA of Pseudomassariella vexata, 1921 nucleotides long. RefSeq lists its product as uncharacterized. NCBI's taxonomy places the organism in Eukaryota, Fungi, Ascomycota, Sordariomycetes, Amphisphaeriales, Pseudomassariaceae. Gene Ontology annotation, biological process: positive regulation of transcription by RNA polymerase II. The record is from RefSeq and is a predicted model, not a curated record. Gene Ontology annotation, cellular component: nucleus. The transcript has 7 exons. The coding region runs from base 228 to 1595 and encodes 455 amino acids. Gene Ontology annotation, molecular function: transcription cis-regulatory region binding; zinc ion binding; DNA-binding transcription factor activity, RNA polymerase II-specific.
AGGAGGGACAGUGCCGAAAACCGGGACGGGUCCCCAGCUCUACUGACUGUACUUGCAACCCGAGGAUUAGCCGAUGUGCCUGACGAGAUACCCGUCGACAUCCAGAGAUCACGCAGCACGUUCAACCCGUAUUUGCGGCAAAAAUACCUCCCUCCGGACCCCACUUCCGGGCUACUUCCCUGCUGUACAUACCGCAACCUCAUUGCACAAUCCCAACAUUUGAACACAUGGAGAUAGAAAGACCAAACAGCCCGGAUAAGGGUCCCAAGCGGCGCAGCGGCCCUCGGAGAAAGACCGGUAUCUUCACUUGCAAGUCGCGACAUACACGGUGUGAUGAGAAGAAGCCCGUGUGCAGCAAUUGUGAGCGACUCGGUCUGCAAUGUCGAGCAUCCGAGUUCAUUGCAUACUCAGCCUGGAGCUCUGUCGACUCCAAUCAGCGUGUAGUCCAAAGCAAGAACGUGGUUCUGAUGGAAACCACUCCGUCCACGUCCAGCACCAGCCAGACCGACGCAGGCAAUGCAUCGUCGUGUGUAAGCCCGGAAUGUUCACCGGGCGUCCCAACUCCAAGUUCAACAUCGUUGCCCUCUAGCCAGCUGACACCGGCCUUGUCGCCGCCGGUCAACGUUAAGCCACCACCAUCAGCCUUGCUUCCCCUGAAUGGCGAGAAAGCGUAUCUGCUCAACGCCUAUCGCAUGGGAAUGGCAAAAUGGAUGGACAUAUUUGACCCAGAUGACACCUAUGAAACAGAAAUCCUCCGUCGCGCACUCUACUCUGAACUUUUGCUCCGAUGCAUAUGCGCUUUCACUGCUAAACAACUGUCCCAGCUAGCUUCCGGGGACAGAGACGUGUGGCAGCCUGUGGCUUCCCGUUAUUACCUUGAGGCCCUCAACCGCCUCAUAAGCGAGGUUAGCUGCCCAGAAAUGCACAGCGAUGCACUCACCGCAGCGAUGUUGCUGAGUAGCUACGAGCACCUGGCAGCGUCUGAUGCCUCGCAUCGAUCCCAUUAUCAGGGCGCAUUGAAUUUGAUCAGGUCGAGAGGCAUCUCCGCAAAUUCCGAUGGAAUUGACAGAGCCAACUUCUUCGUUCUUGUGCGCCACGAAAUUUCUGUUGCUCUGGCCAAUGAGAGCCCCUUGCAGUUUGACCCGAGAGACUGGAACGUUACCAGGCCCGGGAUCGGUGCUUCCGAGGACCAAGUGUCUAACUAUCUGAUGUUACUAGCUGGAAAUGCCGUCAACCUUGUCUUCGACAGCAGUUCGACUGUUGACAGACAGUCGCUUCUCGACAGCGUUGAGGACUGGUACAAUAAUACGAGCGCUACCUUCCGGGGCAUAACAUACGGCGAAGUGAAUGCCGAAGGCCUGACCAAAGUAUUCUUUGCUGUGACGGCCGCAGCGGCUGCUAUGAUGUGGUAUCACUUGACAUACAUUCUUCUCCUUGCAGAACCGCGUCUUAGCAACCCGGACAACGAUUCAGUGAUACAAGAACACGCGAACCGCAUACUUAGCAUCGGCAUUUCGGAUAUAUCGGAUGCGGCCCUUGCCUUUUCAAUCAUGCCAAUCUAUUUUGAGAUUCCGCUCGUGCAUGUUGCUCGAUGAUAUUGAGCGAAAACUUGGAUAUCGCACGCAGGCCAGAGUGCGAGCUUUGAAGGAAAUGAGCGGCCAACCCAUAACACCGAUCUAAACGACAAAUUCAGUUGCGUCCCACAUCACCAGCAUCCAGACCUCGGAGCAAACUUUACGCCAGCUGAUAUAUGGACGCAGAGACAGGGUUUGGGGGUCUUGUUUUCCGUUUUUCGGAUGGUUUAUGCUAUAAGUGUGCUUCUCAAGGAUAUGUAAGGACCUGAGCAUCUAAGAAGACAUUCGGUAAGACGAGAAACAAGGCGAAAAGAGCAGAAGAAACGAAAAUAUUUCGUUUUCCUUUG